This is a messenger RNA of Bombina bombina (fire-bellied toad), 1761 nucleotides long. RefSeq names its product septin-4-like. Gene Ontology annotation, cellular component: microtubule cytoskeleton; synaptic vesicle; septin complex. The record is from RefSeq and is a predicted model, not a curated record. Lineage: Eukaryota; Metazoa; Chordata; Amphibia; Anura; Bombinatoridae. The transcript is spliced from 11 exons. Gene Ontology annotation, biological process: regulation of exocytosis; cytoskeleton-dependent cytokinesis. The annotation marks the transcript as partial. Gene Ontology annotation, molecular function: GTPase activity; GTP binding; molecular adaptor activity.
AAGAAGCUCCUUCGGGUGCAGGAACAAACAGAAGAAGAAGAGAGGGUUCACAGGGAGGAGGAGGAAGAGGAGGAAGAAAGAUUUAGAAAACAAAAACAACAAGACGAGGAGAGACUCUACAGAGAACAGCAGGAAGAAGAGGAAAGGCUCCGCAGAGAGCAUCAAGAAGAAAAACUCCGCCGAGAACAGCGUGAGGAAGAUGAAAAACAACGGAGAAUGCAGCUGCACGAAGAAGAAGAAAGACUGUACAGGAAGUACCAUGAAGAAAUGCUUUUCAGGGAACAGAAUGAUGAUGAGAGAUACCACAGAGAGCUCCAACUACUGCAUGAAGCAAGAGUCUGCAAGGAGAAGCAGCUUGAGGAAGAGAGGCUUUGCAGGGAAAGACAAGAACUUUUUUUUUCGGAGAAAGAACAAGUAGAAGACAGUCUACAUAGAGAGCAACAAAGACAUUACAAGGAUCAAUUGGAAGAGAGGCUCCACAGAGAGAAGUACAUCCAUAAGGAAGCUUUCCCAUCAUAUGCAGAAUCUGAUAUCCAAGCUAAAAAGCAACACCUUGAAUAUGAGACAGAUGAAUUAUAUGACACACUCCCUGUCAAUCCCCCAGCUUGGGGUGCUCCCCCUCUCAGCCCUUCCAGACCCAAAAGCCCUUGGGGCAAGCUUGACCCUUAUGAGCCAUUUGAGGACGACAAAGAAUAUGUGGGAUUUGCCACCCUUCCUAACCAAGUACAUAGAAAAUAUGUAAAGAAAGGCUUUGAAUUCACACUGAUGGUUGCAGGGGAAUCUGGACUUGGAAAGUCUACUCUAAUUAACAGUCUGUUCCUUAUGGAUCUGUACCAAGGCCGACAGCUGCCAAGCCCAGAAGAAUGCGUCACACAGACAGUGGAGAUAGUUAAGCAGACUGUGGAUAUUCAGGAGAAAGGGGUCCGACUGCGACUAACAGUGAUAGACACGCCGGGGUAUGGGGAAGCCAUUAACAAUGAGCAUUGCUGGAAGCCCAUAGCUGACUAUAUUGAUCAACAAUUUGAACAGUACUUCCGAGAUGAGAGUGGCUUAAACCGGAGAAACCUCCAAGACACACGAGUUCACUGCUGUCUUUACUUUCUGUCUCCUCUAGGACAUGGGAUGCGCCCUUUGGACAUAGAGGUUCUUCGUGCACUUCAGGACAGAGUAAAUAUUGUUCCUAUCCUGGGGAAAGCUGAUAGUCUGACACCUCGAGAGCUACAGCAAAAGAAGCAGAGGAUUCGCGAGGAGCUGGAUCAUUUUGGAAUUCGUAUCUAUCAGUUUCCAGAAUGUGACUCUGACCAAGAUGAAGACUUUAAGCAACAGGAUAUGGAGCUGAAGAGGAGCAUUCCGUUUGCUGUGAUUGGCUCUAAUACUGUUGUGGAGAGUAAUGGGAAGCGUGUGAGAGGCCGGCAGUAUCCCUGGGGUGUUGUAGAAGUUGAGAAUGAACAACACUGUGAUUUUGUCAAACUGCGCACUAUGCUGAUCCGCACUCAUAUGCAAGACCUGAAGGAUGUGACACGGGAGACCCACUAUGAGAACUACCGAGCCCAGUGCAUACAGAGUCUGACUCAACGUGUAGUGAGGGAGAGGAAUCGCAAUAAGCUGACCCGAGAGAGUGGCACAGACUUCCCUAUUCCCAGUGUUCCUCCAUCACCAGACCAUGACACCCAAAGACUCAUCCGAGAAAAAGAUGAGGAGCUGCGGCGCAUGCAGGAAGUUCUACAAAAUAUGCAGAGACAGAUGAAGGACUCACAUUAA